This is a messenger RNA of Penicillium nucicola, 570 nucleotides long. Its product is annotated as diphthamide biosynthesis protein 4. Bases 1 to 570 code for a protein of 189 amino acids. NCBI's taxonomy places the organism in Eukaryota, Fungi, Ascomycota, Eurotiomycetes, Eurotiales, Aspergillaceae. Gene Ontology annotation, biological process: protein histidyl modification to diphthamide. The transcript has a single exon. Gene Ontology annotation, molecular function: metal ion binding. The record is from RefSeq and is a predicted model, not a curated record.
AUGGCCCAUCUAGGCGAUUUCUAUGAGAUCCUUAGUCUGCCAUUUACGGCAUCUUCGGCCGGGGUGAUCCUUUCCAAGCAGCAAAUAAAACUCGCAUACCACAAAGCCCUGCUAAAACACCACCCGGAUAAAGCGGGCGCUGUCGCGAAAGAUGCUGGAUUAAGUGACUCGAAUACAGUCUCUUCUGCGUCUAUGUCUAACCCGCUCUUUCGAUCGACCGAGUCCCCGCGACAGCCGUAUACCGUUGACCAGAUUACUGCCGCUUACAAAACACUAUCUGACCCCCUUCUUCGCGCCGAAUAUGACCGCUCUCUUCGACUGGACAGGGUAAAGGCAGAGAAAGGUGGCCAGGUUUUCCAUACUGGACUGGAGAUUGUGGAUUUGGAGGAUCUCGCUUGCGACGAGAGCGAGGACGGGGACUGCUGGUAUCGCGGUUGUCGGUGUGGUGAUGAGCGAGGAUUCUUGGUUACAGAAGAUGAUUUGGAAAGAGAGGCUGAGCAUGGGGAGAUCGUCAUUGGGUGUCGAGGGUGCAGCCUCUGGUUGAAGAUUCUUUUUGCUGUGGAGGGGUGA